This is a messenger RNA of Porites lobata, 2758 nucleotides long. Lineage: Eukaryota; Metazoa; Cnidaria; Anthozoa; Scleractinia; Poritidae. The record is from the annotation of a GenBank genome assembly.
AUGCAAUCUCCUCUUAUUAGUUGGUUUAUAGCCUUUUUCACGGCAGUCGCUACGUUUACGCAGGGAAGCCCUGAUAAGUGUGUCGCCGCCGUGAAAUCUCUAGAGGCAACCGUGGAUAAACGGUUACAAAAGCUUGAAGCUGAUGUGAGAGCCAUUUAUCUCGGGUUAAAUCCACAAGGUAGAAUUGUCACUAUAUUAUUUUGCUAUCGGCCUCACAGACUGAGAGUAGAUUAAGCACUGAUCGAAGCUAUCAUUGUUUCAAAUACGAGAGCGAAUGAAACACGGAAGUUUAGCAUUGUAGCAUUAAAGACGCUGCACGCGCCCGUGCAUAGUGGAGAGAGAGAGGAGCAAAGCGUCUCCUUGCUACUUUUUGGCCUACUUCCAUGUCUAACUCAUGGAAAUAUUUAAAGUAGAAAGCUUCGAUAUUUGAUCUAUAAGUAUUUCACUGAAAAGUCGCUCAAACAGUUUUUAUUUAUUUUGCAUAGGCACACCAUUUACGUCUUGCAGAGAAAUUUACCUCAAACACAAGUAAGUAUAUUAGACAACUUGACAAAGGCUAGCGCUUAUUUAAGAAAAACUAACUAAAAAGGUCGGGGAAAUGUGAAAAGAUUCGCGUCCUUUUACUUUGGCGUUUGUGUUUGUACAAAAAAUAAAAAGAAUAUAAUUAGUUCAGUCAUCAUGAUUUUAAAAUAUAAAAUAAUUUUGAAAGGUUUUUAAUAAUACAACGACACUCCCCUUCAAACAUUUUAAUAACACGUAUGACCAAGGCUAAAUGAAAUAUCAAAAUCGAGGUAUUGCCUUUUGUAAAAAUAGGCUUCUUUGAUUAAUUUAAGAACAAUUAAGUCCUUUAGGUAAAAAAACAAAUAAAGUAAAUGAAAGGAAGUCUAAACUUGAAAAUGCGAAUAUGCGCCGUUUUUGGUAUAUGCAGAGAAAAAGAUGAAAAAGGCGUAAAACAAGACAAAUUCAUGUGUCUGUUGCGGCGUAGUAAAGCGAAAUUUUGAGCAUGUAGGUUUCUUUCCUUAAAUAAUUAUUUGGGGAGAGGGACAGAUUCGUGUUUUAUUGAUUAACUUUUCUGCCACCGUAAGACUCUUAGGACUUUGGACUUAUCAUGACUCAUCACUUCAUCAGGUCUCAAGUAAACAAAGCCUACUUUCUCCAAAUUGGCUCACGAAAAAUCCAUGUGUACUGUCACAUGAGUAACUAUGGUAUCGGAGCAUGUGGGGGCGGAGGAUGGACAAUGGUUAUGAAAAUCGACGGACAGAAGGUAGUACACGAUUAUGAUUAACAUUAUGUUUUACCAAGGUUGCAAGAAAAUAGGAUAAAAAAUGAUGGCGAUGAUGAUUUGGCACAUUCAUGGAUAUUUGCCUUUCCUCCAGCCUGGCCGGGUUGAACAAAUAUUUUCCGAUUUGAUAUCAUUUUACUCAGUGCAAGUAUAAAAGAGUCGUGCUAAUUAAAUGUAGCCUGCGAACGAAGACGUUUAUUUUGGUCGACACUUCUGGAUCCACCCGAAACGUUACUUCGUUCUCGGUUAGAGAGAAACAACGAUCGGAAAUACGUCUGCGUAUUAUUUUGACAGUCCCCCUAAGUUAAAUGCCUCGUUUCUUUUUAAUUCAUUUAUUUAUUCAUUCAUUUUUUGUAGUCAACCUUUCAGUACGCAUCAAAACUUUGGAACAACAAAAACGAGUUCAAUCUUCCAGGAGGGAAGACGGGAUUUGACCAUAAAGAGACCAAGUUGCCUACCUAUUGGAAUCUUCCCUUCUCCCAAAUCUGUCUCGUGAUGAAAAUGGGCCAACAGAUCAGAUCCUUUGUCAUGAACAAGCACGCCAAUUCCUUGUACUCUCUCAUCGCAGACAAUCGCUACAGGAGCACAUCUCUAGGUCGUAAUAUGUGGAAGACGUUGAUUGGCUCGCAAGCAUCACUCCAGCCCUUCUGUAACAAAGAAGGAUUCAAUGUGGUUAGUGUCAACCAUCAUUAUUCCAAAGCAAGAAUCGGUAUCAUUAGCAACCAGGAAAACGAAUGCAAGUCAUGCGACUCUAGAAUUGGAUUCGGUACUGGAGGUCUCCACGAUGACUCCAACUCGUGUGGCAAUGAAGCUACACGCUUGCCAGAUAAUGGUGACAAGCAUAUUAAGACCAUGGGAUAUAUAUUGGUCAAAUAAAAGAGGAAACCAUGCCAAGCAUUGUAACACAAAAGAAACUACAGAACUUAGGUAGUUUAAGAACAAGGAAAAGCCUCUUUUCCUAGUAAAGAAAAAUAAAACUUGGUGAUGGGAAAUUGUGUCAUUUGUUUAUGUACUUGCGUCGCUAUACAAAGCAGAAUAAUAACCCUUAAGCAACAAUAUGAUAUCCAAAGGUGUGUCAGACGACCACUAUUUAGUACUUAGGAUGGGGCAGGAGAGAGGGGAUAAGGAGCCCUUCUGUACCCCCUAUACCGCAAUAUUCUUUAAACCUUCGUCAGGGUGGUUCUUUACUGCCUGUAAGCCCAGAACGUUUGGGUCUAGAAUAGGGUAUCAUUUUUCAGGAAACUGAUCAGUUGGUUGAAGAGUUUAUCUAGACAAGAGAAACAGCUGCUCUAAGAUAGGGGGGAUUUGGGGAGUUUACUCUAGCAUAGGGUAGCAAAUUCAGCUAAACUAGCUCUGGUAUAGGUUAAGGGUUCCAUGGUCCCAGUGGCACAUCCCCACCCAGAAAUUCCUAAAGUACCUCCCCCCUCGGCCGUUUUUUCGAAAAUUCGUUUUUCGGGGUUCACUUGUCCGGCUAUG